CUGGUCAAGAAGAGGGGAAAACCCAUUCCUUGCCAAGGGGGGGAUUUCCAAGAAGUCGUUCACAUGGUGGCAGAAACAGACAAGGGCUUGGAGUGCAGAAGGAAUGUCUCAGAUCAAACCCAAUGUACUGCCUGUUUACAAAUGUACAGUGGAAAGAAGACUCAUCAAUUCUUGGAGUAUGGAAAGACCAUGAUUCACAGAGGAGAGCUCCGUAGACAUCAAAGAACACAUACUGGAGAAGAAUCUUAUAGGUGUUCAGACUGUGGCAAGAGCUACUCAGAGAAAUCAGACCUUGUUCAGCACCAAAGGAUUCACUCAGGAGAAAAGCGAUUUAUCUGCUCAGAGAUUGGAAUGGCAUUCCCUGUUGGAAGAAAGUGUCAUGUACACUCCUCAAAGCACAGUAUAAUGAAGGCAUAUAAAUGCUCAGAGUGUGGCAAGAGAUUCAGUCACAAUGGCAAUUUCCAACAGCAUCUACAAACCCACAAAAAGGAGAAAUCUUUUGAAUGCUCAGAGUGUGGGAAGCGAUUCAGUUGGAGUUGCCGUUUGCAACAGCAUCAAAGAACCCACACAGGUGAGAAGCCUUUUGAAUGCUCAGAGUGUGGGAAGAGAUUCAGUUGCAGUAGCACUCUGCAACAGCAUCAAAGAAUCCACACAGGGGAGAAGCCUUUUGAAUGCUCAAAGUGUGGGAAGAGAUUCAGUCGGAGUGACGUUUUUCAGCGGCAUCAAAGAAGCCACACAGGGGAGAAACCUUUUCUAUGCUCAGAGUGUGGGAAGAGAUUCAGUCACAGUUGUGGUCUUCAAAAUCAUCUAAGAACCCACACAGGGGAGAAGCCUUUUGUAUGCUCAGAGUGUGGGAAGAGAUUCAUUCAGAGUGCCCAUCUUCAAAAUCAUCAAAGAACUCACACAGGGGAGAAGCCCUUUGAAUGCUCAGAGUGUGGGAAGAGAUUCAGUAACAGUAGUGCUCUUCAACAGCAUCAACGAACUCACACAGGGGAGAAGCCCUUUAAAUGCUCAGAGUGUGGGAAGAAGUUCAGUUGCAGUAGCACUCUGCAACAGCAUCUAAGAACCCAUACAGGGGAGAAGCCCUUUGAAUGCUCAGAGUGUGGGAAGAGAUUCAGUCACAGGAGCAGUCUUCUAGAACAUCAAAGAGCCCAUAGAGGGGAGAAGCCCUUUAGAUGCUCAGAGUGUGGGAAGAGAUUCAGUCACAGGAGCACUCUUCGAAGUCAUCUAAGAAUCCACACAGGGCAGAAACCUUUUGAGUGCUCCUAGUGUGGGAAGAGAUUUAGUUAGAGUGACCAUCUUCAAGAACAUCAAAGAACCCCUCAGGGGAGAAGCCCUUUGAAUGCUCAGAGUGUGAGAAGAGAUUCUGUCAGUGUUCUUCAACAACAUCUAAGAACCCACAAAAAGAGAAACCAUGUAACUGUUUAGCCCAGAGUUGUCAAAAUCGUUUGUUGCAAGGGCUGGAUUGGACAUAAAUGUCACUUUGUCAGGCUCAGCCAU
Gekko japonicus is the source of this 1500-nucleotide messenger RNA. Its product is annotated as zinc finger protein OZF-like. Gene Ontology annotation, molecular function: RNA polymerase II cis-regulatory region sequence-specific DNA binding; DNA-binding transcription factor activity, RNA polymerase II-specific. Gene Ontology annotation, biological process: regulation of transcription by RNA polymerase II. The coding region runs from base 64 to 1269 and encodes 401 amino acids. The transcript is spliced from 2 exons. The record is from RefSeq and is a predicted model, not a curated record. NCBI's taxonomy places the organism in Eukaryota, Metazoa, Chordata, Lepidosauria, Squamata, Gekkonidae.